Drosophila obscura is the source of this 2046-nucleotide messenger RNA. Its product is annotated as axoneme-associated protein mst101(1)-like. The record is from RefSeq and is a predicted model, not a curated record. NCBI's taxonomy places the organism in Eukaryota, Metazoa, Arthropoda, Insecta, Diptera, Drosophilidae. The transcript is spliced from 2 exons. Bases 190 to 1797 code for a protein of 535 amino acids.
AGUUAACAUCGAAUGCUCGAUAGGCUCGUUUCUAAAUGUUUCGGUUUUUGUUUUUUUAAAUUUUUUUUAGCAUUGUCUUAGGACUUGCAGUCCCAAAUGAAAACUCUGCAUUCCUAAUCACUUAAUUGCGCGUACUUUUUGAUCAUUAAAAAUUCGUUGUAAAAUUCAAAUAAAUUUCACGUAUUCGAGAUGCUGAAAAGAACGGCAUUGGCUUUGGGCAGGAGUGUUAAGAAAUGCUUAGCUGCAUGCAAAGGCACGAUGCAGCAGCCAAUCACCAUCUUUAGCAGCUGCAGUCUCAACAACACUGUCAACGAGCAAUACAAGACGAAACUGGAGCCGUUGGAUAAGCGUAAACUGCAAACGUUAUGCAAGAGUUGGCAGACAGAUCUUACACUGGACAUAGAUGACACAGGCUUGUGUGACUGUUCGGCCGACAACUUAUUUCUUCAGCAUUAUUUGGUCAGCUCAUAUGUGGCCGCUUGUAAGGGCGCCCAGGAGGUGCAGUUUGUCAAGGAUUUCCGGAUCAACAACUGCAAUUUGCCCUUGCCUUUUCGAGUCACCGCUAGAAAUAUUCAUACCCUAACAUCGAAGACAUUAGACUUGACGAUUCGUGCAAAUCCAUUAAAGACCAUUAUCCCCAAGAAGAAGAAGGAUAGUUCGCUCAAAGUGAUCAGGGAGGUAAAACCCCUUAAGAACUAUAGUUCCCCAGCUCUUGACAAGGAUUUCUCGUACUAUCUGAACCUGCAGAAGGCCAACAAGAUCCAGAAAGAUGACAAAACAAUCGAGAAAGUGCCCGAUAAUAAGAAGGACAUCGAUCAAAUAUGGAUGAAUCCACAAUUCAGACGCCAACAAGAAACCAUGUCAAAAUGUGGCAAGGACGACAAGAAAGAAGAGAAAAAAAGUGGCAAGGAAUGCAAGGAAACGGAUAACAAAAAGAUAAAGGAGAAAUCAAUGGACCAAAUCUGUAAGCUUAGAGAAGAGUGCUCGAAAGCGGAGAAGAAAAUCCGGGCCGAAAUGUUCCUGAGAAUGUGUAAGGCGCGGGCCGAGAAGCAACAGUGUACACGACAGGGUAAAGGGGAUGUGAAGAAAGCACUUCGAAAGAAAUGCAAGAAACAGGUGCAAGAUUUAAAGUGCAAGGGCAAGGAUGCUAAGGAUGUAAAGAAGGAACUGCGAAAGAAGUGCAAGAAAAUGGUGGAAGAUUUAAAGUGCACGAAAAUGGCCGAAUCAGCGAAAUGCAACAAAGGUGACUCAAAGGAAAACCCCCAGAAGCAGGCAGAACAAGCAAAGUGCAAGGAUCAAAAGCUCAAGUGUCAAGCGGCUAAAUUGAGAGAGCUCCAGAAGGCUUGCCAGGAAUUAGCCGACAAGAUCAAAUGCGCCAAGGAGGCCAAGAGAAAGGAGCUGAUAGAAGCCUGCAAGGCGCUGGUCGAAAAUGAUCGACUGGCCAAAGAAAAGAAGCAGAAGGCUGAAAGCAAGGCAGGAGGCGAUUCCUGCGAAACAAAGAAGCAAGUAAAAUGCGGCGACAAUCCCGACUACAAGAAAAAACUCGAAGCCGAACGAUAUCUACGAAGGCAAUGCGCAAGAUUGGCCGAACAGAGCAGAUGCAGGAAAAUCCGGGAACAGUACAACUUGGAGAAGAGAGCAGCUGAACUAAAGAAGCAAUGCGCAAUAGUGGCCAAUGCGAAUAAAUGGAGCGCGCUGGACGAACCGAAUAAAGCCAAGGAACAAGCGCAACUGGGGACAUGCCAGAAGCCCGAAGAGGAGAAGAAUCAGUGCGCAAAGUCUGCUCCCUCCAAGUAGAAUGCCAAGUCCACCAAAAACAGGCAAACAAAAGUCAACAAGAGCGAGUGACCCAAAAGUAAAAAGAGGCAAAAACUGAAGGAUGCCGGAGCCAGAAAUUCGACAUGUGAAGAAUGUUCCAUAGAUUUCAUUACCAAUGUCGUUGAACGCUAAUUCUACCUGAUUCUCUGAGUGAAAAAAAAGAGAGCAAAAUAUGGAACGUUCCUCGUUAGAUUUUAAAAUAAUAACAUAUGCGUUUUAUUACGAGAA